Messenger RNA from Penicillium bovifimosum, 963 nucleotides. RefSeq lists its product as uncharacterized. The record is from RefSeq and is a predicted model, not a curated record. The coding region runs from base 1 to 963 and encodes 320 amino acids. Gene Ontology annotation, molecular function: protein kinase activity; ATP binding. Gene Ontology annotation, biological process: protein phosphorylation. NCBI's taxonomy places the organism in Eukaryota, Fungi, Ascomycota, Eurotiomycetes, Eurotiales, Aspergillaceae. The transcript is spliced from 4 exons.
AUGACCGCAAAUUCGUCGAUAUCGCGAGAGCUGCAAAAUUUGAAUUUUUUAGAGAGGCAAUCUCGAAGAGGGCUUUCUUCAAACUAUGUUGUUCAGCUGCUUGAUGCCUUCCCUCACAAAGGCCCCAACGGGGUCCACCAAUGUCUUGUAUUUGAAUUACUUGGUCCUUCAGUUGAUAAGGUCCUCUCGGACUACCAUGAGAGUCACGACAAGCUUCACCCGGAAACCGUGCUCCGAAUUUCUACGCAGCUUUUGAAAGCUGUCAAAUUUAUUCACAGUGCCGGCAUGUGCCAUGGAGACAUUAGUGGUCGGAACAUUGCAUUCACUUGCACUCAUUUGUCCAAACAAACCGAGGAGCAGCUUUUUGAUGUUAUUGGUUUCCCGGAGAUUGAGCCGCUGAAACGAAUUGAUGGCACUCCUCUAGGGAAUGAAUUGCCGGCCCAACUGAUCAAGGCAGCAGAAUGGACUGAGUGGAUAGACGAGGACGACGAAGAUAUUCGGCUUCUUGAUUUUGGAGAGAGUUUCUAUCAAGGACAGGAACCUCAGAAGCUGGCCCAGCCGGGUUCAUUGAGGGUACCAGAGACGAUUUUCACCGACUGCUUUGAUUAUCGCGUCGACUUAUGGCGCACAGGUUGCAUGAUUUAUUCCUUCUUAUUCACGACCUGGCCAUUCUGGUAUCUUGGCGAGGACGAAGUUUUAAUUUUUCAAAUGAUUGGCUUUGUGGAGAGGUUGCCGGCUGAAUGGGAGUCUAAGUGGGAAUCAAUGCAGAUGACGUCUAGCCAUAAUCUGGAGCUAGAAGAAGAUUAUGGAACCUCGAAGCUUGAACAGAAGUUUGCUGGUUUGGUACCCGAUCCAACUCUCGAACCUCUACUUCAUGUGAUCCAAGGAUUGAUGCGAUUUUUACCGUCUAGUCGCCUUACUGCAGAAGGGGCACUUGAUUUGCUGGGUAACGCUCAAGAUUAA